GGUGGGAAUGGCAGUUGCACGUAAGCGUCAAAACAAACGUGAUGACGUAUGGAGCCGAAUUUAUCCAAAUUUGCGCGGGUUUAGUGUUAGUAUGGCUGGCUGUCAUCUCACUGUUGCCGACUCACAAAAUCCUCAGUAAAAAGGUUUACUGGAAAUCUUAAGUUUGGUCCAGAUCGCUUUGGAAGCAGGGAUCAUGUCUAAGCGACAGACGUUUUUAGAAGCCGCCUGUGAGGAAAACGUGGAGGAUUUCCUUCGCUUUAUUCAGCUUCAUAAGGACAAAACUGAGCCCUUCGAUGUGGAGGAGGUCGUGCACGAGAUGCCCAGAGAGCAGAGAGAGGCUCUGUGGAGGAGACUGGCAUCUCUCCUUCAGGACGUCCUGCUGAAGUUGCCACCAGAGCGCUGGGAUGAGGGCAGGGAGGAGGAGGAGGAGGGCAUGCAGGAGGAGCCUGCUGCAGACUCAAAACAUGUUGUGGCUGUUGUGGACAGUGUGACGCUUGUUGCCACAGUGUCUGUAAAGGUUUUACAGGAUGGCGACACCUAUAGUGGCCUUCUGGAAAUUGCCCAAAGGCUUCAAGAUGUAUUGGUGUCACUUCCUGUGUCAGAGGCACCUCUGCAGAACCACAUCCACGCACUGUGUGAGGCCUGGUGGAAGAAAGGGCUGCAGGAGAGGGAACAGUUUGGGCGCACUGCUUUCUUUGUGUCUCUGCAGAAGAGCUUCAUUCUUAAGAAACCAGGAGCUGAGAUCCAAAGAGUGUGGAGGCUCCAUGACGUGCUUUUGAGUCUUGACUACACAUCAGAAGAAAACAAGCAGAUAAUCGACAUGCUGCUUCAGUGCUUUCUCCACCCUACUCACAUUAGAAAUGAUGACGGAAAGCGAUUCCUGGUGUUUCUGUUCAGCUGGAACGUCAACUUCAUCUGGGUUAUUCACGGCACAAUCAAAAACCAGCUCGAGUUUUAUAGCAAGGCUCUGACUACUCAUAUUAUGGAGAUCUACUUCAGAGCAUGGAAGAAGGCUAGUGGAGAGUUCUUGGAGAAGAUUGAGAGCUUAUGCAUUCAAGAUUUCAUGCAGAGUGCGAUCUUCCUUCAAAGAGCUUCUCCUGUCCAUUCCAAAGUUCGACAGAUUAUGAGCUAUUUCCACACGAGGAAGGACUGUCGCAGCACGGACAAGAUGCUCUUUAAUCUCUACAGGCCCAUACUUUGGAAAGCUCUCAAUGCUCCUAACUUUGAGGUGCGUGCAAAUGCCACUUUGCUUUUCACUGAGGCCUUUCCAGUUCACGAUCCGGAUCAAAGCAAUGAGAAGAUAGACGAGAACAUUCAAAAGCAGCUGGACACAGCCAUGAGCCUCCUCAAUGAUCCUCACCCGACUGUGCGCUCCAAUGCCACGCUGGGUGUCUGCAAGAUCCUGGCUAAAUGCUGGGAGCUCCUCCCACCUACAAUCAUCACAGACUUCCUGAAGAAGCUGGUGGUAGAGCUGGCGGCUGACAGUAGCUCCCCUGAUGUCCGCUGCUCCGUGUUCAAGUGUCUGACUAUUGUCCUGGACAACGCUCUCAGCCAUCCACUUCUGGAAAAACUCUUACCUACUGUCAAAUACAGCCUUCACGACAACUCAGAGAAAGUCCGAAUAGCUUUUCUCGACAUGCUUAUGAAGGUCAAAGCAGUUCGUGCUGCUAAGUUCUGGGACGUGUGCAACAUGGACCACCUGCUGGCCCGCUUGGCUAUUGACUCACAUUCUGUUUCCAAGCGUAUCGUCGACCUCCUGUUCAAGUCCUUCUUCCCUGUCAACGAGUCGGAGAAGGAGUGGUGCAACCGCUGCAUCACCCUCAUCCAAAUGAACCCCAUGGCUGCCAGGAAAUUCUACCAGUUUGCUUACAAACAUACAGCACCCACUAACAUAAUAAAGCUGAUGUUGGCUAUUCGUCGCGUCCUGAACAGCUGCAUCCAGGUUGACUGUGACAUGACUGACAUCAAUGGCAGCAACAAAGAGAACAGCACACAGGCUGCACCUGCCGUGUUGGGGAAAGACAUGGCCGUUGUGUCCAGUUUGCUGGAGGUCGUGGUCAUCCUGUGGAGAAGUGUCUCGAAGGCCCUGAAACAAAACGAAGAGGCCCAGAAGUACACAUGUGCCAAGUUUGGGACCGUCAUGUCCAAGUAUUUCCAGGCCUUUGAGGAUCAGCGAGCUACUGUUCCUCUUAUACAGCUGGCCUCAUUCAUGCCCCCAGCUGCAGUUCCAACGUUCAGCUGUGGGGUCCUUUCCAGACUAAGGAGGAUGGAGUCAGGAGCUGUUCCAGCUCAGUACAGCCAGCUGCUGGACUGCAUCUGUAGCUGGGGCCAGGCUGCUGACAUCCUUGAACUCAUCACUGAUUGGCUCACAGAGUCCCUGCCCAAGAAGGUGGACAAGGCGACCAGCGGUCGAAAGGUGUGCAUCAUGGAGACGGUGGAGGCCAAACCAGACCUGGCACUGGCUUACCUGGAGCACCUUUUCAGCCACGCUUCAACACGUGAGAAGGUCCUGGGUCUUGGUCCGAAACCACUGAAGCAGCUGCAUACAGUUCUAGGGAACUGGAAGUCAGUGCUCUAUACUCAUCUCAGCUCCACCACAGAAGAUCCCAAACAUCCCAGAGUGGAGACGGCACUGAAAGCCUUAAAGUCCCACGGUCGUCUUGGUGCACAUCUGCAACAUAACCUGUCAGAUGGCCGUGACUACCUGCUCUCUCUGGAGCAUGUGGCUGCAUGGGUAGCUGACAGGGUGCUGCCCUUUCUGGCGAAACGUACCGAUGAUGACAGCAAGGACUCAGAGAAGUCUCAGCCACAGCCACUGGCUGCAGAGAUAACUGAGAGCUUCCUGACAGUAUGCCGUGAUGUUUUGCUCGUGGGUUUGGGCGAUGUGGAAUUCAAGGGUCAAAUCCUCCACCUGUGCUCACUCAUCCUCCUCUCAGAGGGGGGCUACCUGUGUAUCCCUGCAGUGCUGCCAAUUUUGAAGGAGGUGGCAAACAGCUAUGUACCUGAGGACGACAACGAGAAUCAGGAGGAUCCAACCAGUGUUAUUUUAGGUGUGGUGGCCAAUAUUUUCCAGAAGAUUAUAGAGCUCUUUGCUCGUCGCCUCAGGGAGGAUCCAGAGGAAGGAAAACAGCUGUGUCAGUCAGCUGUUCCUGGUCUGACAGACUUCCUCCAAGUGGCCCAAACCUGGGAUCGAGCACCUCUCAGUGGGGUCUUCUCCACUUUGUUUGCUGUCAUAAUUGUGGAGAAGAAACAUUUGCUCCAGAAGAUUACCCAUCCUGAGGCAGUGAUCACCCCGGAGUCAGUGGAUGACAUGCCUCCUUUGUCCAGGAUCCUGCUGUCUGUCAUCCUCCAAUCACAGUCUGUUACUAGGGCGUUUUUGGCAGAGGUCUCCACAUCUUUGGAUUCCGAGGCCAUCAGCAGUCUCGUUGAACUCGCAGCGGUCCUGCACGUCUUGGCGGUCAUCAAACACGCCGGAAAGUCUAAACCGGGCUUGAAGAGCGCCGCUGUGUCCGUCCAGCAGCAGCUCCACAAACACGCAGUCACAUCUGCAGACAGCACAGACAUCCAGAGGGUUAUUUAUGAAUCUUCUGCGAUGACUUUGAAUGAGAUUCUGCAUUCAUGAGUUUCAUAUUUGAAAAAAAUGAGUCUUUGUGUUGUAUUUUCUGCUUUGCAUUUGUGUUUGAUCUACUUUGCUUAAAAAAACUUUCCCAGCCCUUUUUUUUUUUUUUUUGCAAGGAUUACUACAUUUUCCAAGGCGUGCUACACUUCUGCAUCGUAUUUAUUUCUUGAUGGCAUCCAUUACUCGAGUCGUGUCUCAGGCUUUGUAUGUUUAUGUUAACAAAUACUGAGUACUCGACUGAAGAAAUAUGUAGGGCUCUUCUUUUAAUUUUUCACUCUCCACAUUUAAAAAAAAUAAAAAAUGACAUGAAUUCAUCAUGUUUCUGUGUUUAUGUAUCUGCUGUUCUGUCAGCUCGCAGUUUGC
Archocentrus centrarchus (flier cichlid) is the source of this 3982-nucleotide messenger RNA. It is a transcript of the gene ncapg2, whose product is annotated as non-SMC condensin II complex, subunit G2. The transcript has 27 exons. Gene Ontology annotation, biological process: mitotic sister chromatid segregation. NCBI's taxonomy places the organism in Eukaryota, Metazoa, Chordata, Actinopteri, Cichliformes, Cichlidae. The record is from RefSeq and is a predicted model, not a curated record. Gene Ontology annotation, cellular component: nucleus; condensin complex. The coding region runs from base 194 to 3622 and encodes 1142 amino acids.